Gastrolobium bilobum is the source of this 468-nucleotide messenger RNA. RefSeq lists its product as uncharacterized. Bases 1 to 468 code for a protein of 155 amino acids. The transcript has a single exon. Gene Ontology annotation, molecular function: nucleic acid binding. The record is from RefSeq and is a predicted model, not a curated record. Gene Ontology annotation, biological process: DNA integration. NCBI's taxonomy places the organism in Eukaryota, Viridiplantae, Streptophyta, Magnoliopsida, Fabales, Fabaceae.
AUGUCAAGAGCACGCAGACUUACACCAUGCUCCCCCCGAGGAAUUAUCUUCAAUGCUAUCCCCAUGCCAUUUUACCAAUGGGGCAUGGACAUUCUGGGACCAUUCCCAGUCGCCGUCGGAGGGGUCAAAUGGUUGUUAGUAGCAAUUGACUACUUUUCCAAAUGGAUUGAGGCAGAAGCGUUAGCCACAAUAUCAGCCAACAAGGUUUGCCGAUUCUUCUACCGACAGAUCAUCAGUCGAUUCGGUGUUCCACACACCAUUAUAACAGAUAAUGGCACACAAUUCGUGGACAGAAAAUUCAAUCAGGUCCUUCAAGAUUUGCAUGUUAAACACCGAUAUAAGUCGGUUGAACAUCCACAAACGAACGGAUUGGCAGAAGCUGUGAAUCGAGUUCUCAAACGCGGUUUGGAAAGAAGAUUAGAAACAGCAAAAGGGGAGUGGCCUGAACAGUUAGACUUUGUGCUAUGA